AGAAAGGGAGCAAAAAAAUCGUGAAACACCAAUCCAAGAAGUUGUAGCCCAGUGUGCCAUAAUCCGACACCCUCACAUGCAAAGGGUUUGGCAAUUUUUUCAGCUGCAUCGCAUGAAUUACUCAUCACAUAAUAUUUAUCAUCAUCCCUUAAUUGAAACCGUACCCUUUUAGUUCAGUGUUGCCCUUUAAAUCACCCAUCCCCUUCAUCUCAACUCCUCCUCCUUUCUUCCUUUUCUUCUCUUUCAAUGCCUCCACUUCUCUUCUUCACCUUCUUCUCUCUCUUAAUCUCGACUUCAGCGGCCACAAAGGCCGGCCAUGGCUACAAGCUAAUUUCCAUCGAAGAGUCACCAUAUGGGGGGCUCAUCGGACGCCUGAAAGUGAGGCAACCAACCACAACCUACGGCCCUGAUGUCCCCAACCUAUUACUCUAUGUAAAGCACGAGACUGAAAAUCGCUUGAGGGUUCACGUUACAGAUGCGGACCACGAAAGAUGGGAGGUCCCUUACGAGCUUCUCCCCAGAGAGAAGCCCCCAACUCCAUCAUCUUCUCUCUCUAGAAAAGACGGCUCUUUUGUGCUCCCUUCUUCUGAAUCUCUCUCUUCUUCCUCUUCCCCGAACAAUCUCAUCUUCUCCUACGUCUCUAACCCCUUUGGCUUCUCUGUUAAACGAAAAUCCAAUGGAGAAACACUUUUUAAUUCCUCUUUCGACAGUAUGGUCUUCAAGGACCAGUAUCUUGAAAUCUCUACCGACCUACCUGAAAAUUCCAAUCUCUAUGGUCUUGGGGAGAAUACACAACCCAAAGGAAUAAAGCUUCAGCCAAAUGAUCCAUACACACUAUACACGACCGAUAUAUCGGCCAUUAACUUAAACAGUGAUUUGUAUGGGUCUCACCCAUUUUACAUGGAUUUGAGGAAGGGCCCAAAUGCUCAUGGUGUUCUUCUGCUAAAUAGCAAUGGAAUGGAUGUGUUUUACCGUGGCUCUUCUCUAACAUACAAAGUUAUUGGGGGUAUUUUCGAUUUCUACUUCUUUGCCGGGCCAACCCCAUUAGCGGUUGUGGACCAACACACAUCCUUGGUUGGGCGACCUGCACCCAUGCCCUAUUGGACUUUUGGUUUCCAUCAGUGCCGUUGGGGGUACAAAAAUGUGUCCGUGGUGCAGGCAGUGGUUGAGGGCUACGACAAUGCCCGCAUCCCCCUGGACGUCAUCUGGAAUGAUGACGACCACAUGGAUGCUGCAAAGGACUUCACCCUUGACCCGGUGAACUACCCCCCCUCAAAGCUUCAACCAUUCCUCAAAUCCAUCCAUGGCAGUGGUCGCAAAUAUGUUGUUCUGAUCGACCCCGGGAUCGCAGUUAACGCCUCUUAUGGCACUUACAGCCGUGGAAUGGCCCAAGAUGUGUUCAUAAAAUAUCAUGGCCAGCCUUACCUAGCCCAAGUGUGGCCAGGGCCUGUCUAUUUCCCCGACUUCCUCAAUCCGAAGACCUCUACUUGGUGGGCAGAUGAGAUUGCCCGAUUCCAUCAGAUUGUGCCUGUUGAUGGCCUAUGGAUUGACAUGAAUGAGAUCUCAAACUUUUGCUCGGGUCUGUGUGAGAUCCCGAAGAACAAGCCUUGCCCGGGUCCUGGUGUAGUAUGGACAUGUUGCCUUGACUGCAAGAACAUCACUGACACACGAUGGGAUGAUCCCCCGUAUAAAAUCAAUGCUUCAGGAACGAAGGUACCGAUUGGAUACAAGACCAUUGCUACGAGCGCUGUCCACUAUAAUGGUGUGCUUGAGUACAAUGCACACAGUCUCUAUGGCCUCUCACAGGCCAAGGCCACACAGAAGGCCCUGCAAGGCCUUGAGGGGAAGCGACCCUUCGUGUUAACUCGCUCUACUUUUGUGGGCUCGGGCAAAUACGCGGCCCACUGGACUGGUGAUAACCAAGGAACAUGGGAGAACUUGCGAUACUCGAUCUCGACCAUGCUCAAUUUUGGCAUAUUUGGUAUGCCGAUGGUCGGUGCUGACAUAUGUGGGUUCUACCCUGACACGACUGAAGAACUUUGUAAUAGAUGGAUUGAGCUUGGUGCCUUCUACCCCUUCUCCAGGGACCACGCAAACUACUACUCAAAGCGACAGGAGCUCUAUCAGUGGGAAACCGUUGCUGAGUCGGCUCGCAAUGCUCUGGGCUUACGUUACAAACUCCUCCCUUAUUUCUACACCCUCAAUUUUCUAGCUCACACAACAGGUGCCCCUAUCGCAAGGCCAGUCUUCUUCUCAUUCCCCGAUUAUGGCGAGAGCUAUGGCCUAAGCACCCAGUUCUUGCUAGGCUCUGGCGUGAUGGUCUCACCGGUUCUCAAGAAGGGCGCAUCACAUGUGUGUGCUUUAUUCCCCCCUGGCACAUGGUACAGCCUCUUCGACAUGACACGAGCUGUCGUUUCCAAGGGCGGGUACGUGACACUCGAUGCCCCAUUGAACACUGUGAAUGUGCAUCUCUACCAAAAUAUGGUGUUACCAAUGCAAAGAGGAGGGAGGACUUCGAAGGAAGCGAGAGCCACACCAUUCCACCUAGUAGUUAGCUUCCCUGCGGGUGCAGAGAGUAGUGGGGCCGAGGGAGAGCUCUACUUGGAUGACGACGAGAAGCCAGAAAUGGGGUUAGGAAGGGGAACAGCAACACAUGUUAAGUUUUACGCUAGCAUUGGCGAUAUGAAGGUUAGAAUUUGGUCAGAUGUGGAGGAAGGAGAGUUUGCAGAGAGCCUGGGAUUAGUCAUCGAAAAAGUAACGGUGCUCGGGGCACCUAGUGGUGCUGGAAAGAGUACUUCCAUAAUGGUAGGCGGAGAGACGUUAAGUGACAUGCAUGUGAAAAUUUCGGAAAUGAGCCAUGUGGCUAAUGUUGAUGAGGAAGUGGAGGAGGAGGAGGGGGAGGGAGAGAGUGGCGGUGGGAAGGCGAAGAGGGGGAUGGUGGUGGAGGUGGGUGGGUUAGCCUUGCCCUUGGGGAAGAAGUUUGACAUGUCAUGGCAGAUGGAGAUUGCUAAGUGAAGAGAGUGAUUCUACAGAGUGUUCGGUUCUGGUUUUUGUUUAAUGGGUUGUUAUUUUUUUCUUUUGAAAGGCAGGUCAAAAGAGGACUUGCUUGCAAAAAUAUAGACUACUCUAAAGAAGGGGAAUAAGAGAUAGAUAUAGCGUUUCUUUUACUAGUUACGAGGAAAAUGGUCUUGCAAAAAUCAUGGUUAAUAUGAGGAAGCGACCUGGAUCUUAUUUCUUCUCGACACAAA
Messenger RNA from Amborella trichopoda, 3248 nucleotides. RefSeq names its product alpha-xylosidase 1. Lineage: Eukaryota; Viridiplantae; Streptophyta; Magnoliopsida; Amborellales; Amborellaceae. The record is from RefSeq and is a predicted model, not a curated record. Gene Ontology annotation, molecular function: hydrolase activity, hydrolyzing O-glycosyl compounds; carbohydrate binding. Gene Ontology annotation, biological process: carbohydrate metabolic process.